Meleagris gallopavo (turkey) is the source of this 3645-nucleotide messenger RNA. RefSeq names its product caprin family member 2 (gene CAPRIN2). Gene Ontology annotation, cellular component: cytoplasm. NCBI's taxonomy places the organism in Eukaryota, Metazoa, Chordata, Aves, Galliformes, Phasianidae. The record is from RefSeq and is a predicted model, not a curated record. Gene Ontology annotation, molecular function: signaling receptor binding. Gene Ontology annotation, biological process: positive regulation of canonical Wnt signaling pathway.
GCACCGCCGUGUUACGCAGCUUUUUGCCUUUUCGCUCUUUUCCGUCGGGAGCUUCUAAGGCUGCGGCGCCGCUUGGAUUGCGGCGAAGCUCCAUCCUUUUCAAUGGUGCAGCUUUCCCAAGCCCCUUUCCGUUGCCCAUCCUCACCUUCAGGCCGGUCGGAGGAGGGGGAGGAGAAGAGUAUGAAGGCAGCCAAGCAGCAGGUGACCCCGGCCGGGGACAACCAGCCCUCUGCCAGCCCGCUGCAGGCCGCGCUGAACUCGGCGGCCUCUCCUUCCCAGGCGUACGAGACCUACAUCGACAAUGGGCUCAUCUGCCUCAAACACAAGAUCAGGAAUAUCGAGAAGAAGAAGCUCAAACUAGAAGACUACAAAGAUCGACUGAAGAAGGGAGAGGCCCUCAAUCAAGACCAGUUGGAGGCAGUAGAGAAAUAUGAUGAAGUAGUACACAAUCUAGAAUUUGCCAAGGAGCUUCAGAAGACAUUUUCAGGUCUUAGCCAAGAUUUGCUGAAAGCACAGAAGAAGGCCCAGCGAAGAGAGAGUCUAUUGAAGCUUGAAGCAGAGAAGAAAAAACUGCGUACAAUUCUUCAAGUCCAGUAUGUUCUGCAGAACUUUACUCAAGAGCAUGUUCAGAAAGAUUUCAAAGGUGGUGUGAAUGGUGCAAUAUACUUGCCUUCUAAAGAACUAGACUACCUCAUAAGAUUUGCAAAACUGACGUGUCCAGAAAGAAAUGAGAGCUUGAGCGUUGAAGAUCAAAUGGAACAAUCAUCUCUUUACUUUUGGGACCUUCUAGAAGGCAGCGAGAAACCUGUGGUUGGAACAACAUAUAAACACAUGAAGGACUUGUUAUCCAAACUUCUAGACUCUGGUUACUUUGAAAGUAUUCCAACUCCUCGCACCACUGUGCCAGUAAAAGAAUUGGAAGAAGUACAUCGAAAAUCUGAGAGGACAAGACAGAUGUCAAAAGGAGAACCUAUCAAAGAAACAGAAUCCCUUGUGGAGCUUAUGAAGUCUGAAAUACAGCCACAGGAGUUUCUCAACAGGCGUUAUUUGCCUGAAGCAGAAUACUCUGUCAAGAAGAAGCCAGAAGAGCCCAAGUCUUGGGAAGCUGAGUGUGCUAGAAAGCAAGAACCUCCAAAAUCCUGGGAAAUGCUUGUUGAUAUUGAAGAGCAGGAGCAGAAGCAGAAAAAAGAGACAUUAAAGCCUUGGGAAUCUCGUGUUAGGCAGCAAGAAACAAAAAGGCCAGAUUCACCAAAGCAUUGGGAAGCUCAUGUUAAAGAAGAGGAACAGAAGCGUGAGCCUACAAAGUCUUGGGAGACCCGUGUUGAAGAAGAACAGAAGAAGCAAGAAGCUCCGAAGGCCUGGGUAGCACGCGUUCGAGAGGAACAGGAGUCCUCCAAACCUUGGAUAGCAAAGGUUAGGGAAGAGCAGGAUCAGAAGAAACAGGAAUCUCCUAAGCCAUGGGUAGCAAAAAUUAGGGAAGAUCAGGAACAGAGAAAACAAGAGUCCCCAAAACCUUGGGUAACAAAAGCUAAGGAAGAACCAGAGCAAAAACAGGAAUCUCCAAAACCUUGGGUAACCCAAACUAGGGAGGAACCAGAACAAAAGAAGCAAGAGCCUGUGAAAUCAUGGGAAGUGCAUGUUAGGGAAGAGCCAGAGCAGAAGAAGCAGAAGCCUGUGAAGGCUUGGGCUGCACAUGUUAGGGAGGAGCCAGAACAAAAGAAGCAGGAAACUCGAGAGGCUUGGGAAACAGCUGAGAGGCAACAGCAAGUGUCAUCACAGCAGUUACAGAAUCCUCCGAAGUCCUGGGGAGCUGCAAGUGUUGGGCCAAAGGAGCAGAUGGGGCCAAAGAAGUUUGAUAUGGAACCCAAAGAAAGGCGGGAGCGCAAACAGAAGAUUGAACAUGAGAUUAAAAGAGUGCCUAAACCUGUACAUCAGCCAGCUGCAGAAUUUUGCUCUACUUCAACUCUUCCAAAAGAUCCAGUACUGAGAAGGGAAAAGCUUCAGGAUUUGAUGACUCAGAUACAAGGGACUUAUAACUUCAUGCAAGAAUCCAUUCUGGAUUUUGAUAAAGCUUCACCAAGUGCCAUUGGUUCAUCUCAACCACCUUCAGUUACUCCAGCAAGUAGCCCUGUAGCUUCAAAAGAACAGAAACUGCCAAGUCAAAGUGAUCUUCUUCAACAGCCCCUGCGAGCUACUGAAUCAUCCGUGACGCUGCAUGGUUCUAAUACUUCCCUAGCAUCUGCUGAUCAGACACUUUCUGGCUCUGAAACUGAGGACUUGGUAACACCACAGACAGCACAGGCAUCAGCAUCGCUGUCUCAGGAGACUGACAAGUAUACUUCCCAGCCACUGUAUCAGACAAGUCCUCAUAUUUCUGAGCCACUGAUACCUAAAAAGAUUGAAAUUGCCCAGGCAACUGUUCCUCUCCCAAGUGAGCCACAGUCACCAUUGCCAACUUCAAGCACCUCUGUAACACCAGUACCACAAGGCCAAAGCUUUCAGUCUCCUCCAGCAAGUAGCAGUUCUGUCACAAUAACAGCAGCUCCCUUUCAAGCUAUGCAGACUGUAAGUAUGCGUACUCAUGAUUGAGAAGCAUGCUCAAACUUAAUCCUAAUACAGGGGAAGCUGGCUUCCCCUUGAUGUAAUAAGAAACUUGAUAGAUUAUUUUGAUGCUUCCUUGUUAAAAAUCUAGAUUAGAACUGUUUCCUCAAUGGCUGGAGUAUCUUAGUAUCCUUAAGGAACUAAGAGGUCAGAUAUUAAAUUGACCAGCUUCUACCUACUCACCAAGAUAGAGUUGACUGUAUUUGCACUGUUCUUAUGUGUGGAUGUCGAUGACUGUGGAGGAGAGAGAUGGAAUCCUUAUUGGUACCAUGAAGCUUUCUCAAGUUGAAGUCUGCCAUGCUGCUUUUUAAACUGUUUGCAUUAGCAGGAUAAAACUCAGUCCACUGGAAUCAUGGAGAACAUGUCCUUCAUAAAGAUCAAACUGUCUCCAUAUCCAUCCCUAAUGAGAUACCUGGAGUAGUCCACAGAUUGAGCAGUGCUUGUUGCAAAUGUAUGACCUGAAAAAUAGCAUCUCUCAUUGUGACUAAUGUCACAAACACUGCUAACACUGCUACUGUCCAGCAGUUUGGGAUGUAAGUUUUUUGAGGGACAUAGAGGAAAGGUCUCUAUUUAGGAAUUAAUGCUUCCUUCUCUGUACUUAGGCUUGUCUAUUCCUCUGAUCCCUUUUUCAGAAGAUGGUAGAAAUUUUCAGUUAACAUUCUUGCUCAAAAGCAAACUUAGGAAGUGAUUACCUGAAACUUUCCAAAGGCAUUUUCCGUUUCAACAAAUGCACCUGUGCACCCGUGCAGUUCUACAACUUUCUGGACAGUUAUGGUGGGGGGAUAGAAGUAGCUAAUAGCUUUUCAAAGCACAAGAACUUUAGGUACAGCUAAAACACCUUACAUCUUGGUUUGUUCUUUAGUAAAUCACUACCACAAUGUUCCUUUCUUGGCUUGCUGUAUUAGUAGAAAUGAUUCCAGUAGAACCUUUCCUAGAUGUACAGAAUGUUAAUGUAAUUAUACCACAAGUAGUGGUGGGAAGGUUGUUCUAAACUCAAUCUAUUAAAAUUAAGCUACUAUGUAAUUAUAUUAUUUAUACAAGUUA